Molecule: messenger RNA, 1557 nt
Organism: Dovyalis caffra
Lineage: Eukaryota; Viridiplantae; Streptophyta; Magnoliopsida; Malpighiales; Salicaceae
Source: the annotation of a GenBank genome assembly
AUGGCAAAAGGAGAUGAUGCAGUGGCGAAGAAGAAGAACAAAGUAAGAAGAAAGAAGAUGCGAAGAGAGGGUGCGAGUGUGUCAGCUCGUGUUGCUUCCAUUAUAGCUGCCAAAAAGCGACGCCUAUCUGGCAAACGACGGAUGUGCCAGGGAAUGUGUUUUAGCCUUCCUUCUCUAGAUGAUCCAUUCAAUGACAGGGGUGAAAAUGUGAAGGCUAUGAAUUUGGACACAGAGAUUAAAAAGCCACUUAUUUCUAAUAACAAUAUAGGGGGCGACCAUGAAAAAGUAGAAGUGCAGAUGAAUGGAAAGGUUGGACAUGGACAUCGAAGAAAGACCCAGGAGAAUGUGGAUUGUCCAUCGAAAUUUCUAAUGCAUAGCUUGAAUGAAAUAGAGAAAGCAUUGCGACAUGAGGGAACCUAUACCAAUGACGAGGACAAGCCAUUGUUUUUUAGCCCUUGGGGAGUUGAGUUUUUGAAAUGUUAUUCAACUGGAAAAGAUAUAUUGGAGACAAGUGGAUCUUCUUGCACUAUUGAGCAAAUUGCAUGGGUGGUUUCCAUUGCUGCUGAUAUUAUUGUAAGAAAGGAGAAAGAAGGUUUAUCACUACCUAGUCCAUUUUUUCUAUUCCUUGUACCGUCCCAAGAAGAAGCUGUGAAGGUACGUUUGGUGUGCAAACCUCUGAAAGCUCUUGGCAUACAUACAGUGAGUUUACAUCCUGGUUCCUCCAUAGAUCACCAAAUACAUGGUUUGGCGAGUUGUGAACCUGAAUUUCUUGUGUCCACACCGGAGAGACUUCUGGAGCUUGUUUCCAUGAAGGCUAUUGAUAUAUCAGGGGUCUCCUUUUUGGUUGUUGAUGGAGUGGAAUCUUUUUUUAAAGGCGGAUGCCUUGAUGCCCUUAAAUCCAUCAGGCAAUCUAUUUCUGGAAGUCCUCGUACUGUGAUUUUCAACAAUUUCUUUAGUAGUGCCUGUGUUCCUGCUCUACAAAAUCUUCUCCUGGGAUCAAUUUGUAGAUUAUCUACUGAUCAGUCUAUUCCCAGUCAAAGUGCAUGCAUAUUUCAAACAAUAAAUUUGUGCACUUCUGAUGAAGAAAGGCUUCUAAAGAGCGUCCAAGUUUUGAAUCAUGCUUGUGACAGCCAACUCUGCUCCCAACCUUUAAAGGUGUUAUAUGUAGCUGGAAAUGAUAACAACUCUUUCAAUUUAGUCAAGAUGCUCAAAAUCAGUGGUUAUAAUGUUUCUACAGGCUCAAAUCGCAAUAUUUCAGAUGAUGAUAACAGCCAGGAUACGAAAAUCAGAAGGAAACCUAUGGUCUCUGUGAUCGAUGUGGAACACAUCUCUACUACCAAUUUAGCUUUCUAUGAAACUGUAAUCUUACCCAACUUCAUUCCAUCAAUUGAUAAUUAUGUUCAAAUCCUCACAAGGAUGGCUAGGCACAGUAUCAAUGGCAACCUGCAUAGCUUUUUCACCAAAGAAGAUGCUGUGAUAGCUGGACCACUCGUGGGAAUUCUUGAGCAAUGUGGGCAGGCAGUUCCUGAGGCCUUAAGAAGCUUGCAUCUCCCAUAA